UACAAUGGAUACUUGCAAGUUUAGUGGGGAAGUUUUCCCGUGAAGAUUGCGGAAAGCAGUACUUGAAGUUUCUGCUCUCAUAUGGAUUAACAGAUUGGUUGAUUACUACAAGCUCCACUUGCUUAUAAAAGAAACAAAUCUUCACUCACCGUUCAGCAAAGAAUCUUAUCAGACAACAAAAAUGGAUUUGGAAAUGUCAACAAAAUCAACGUCUAAGCUUCAACAGCUGAACAACGCCAGUGAGAAUGUCGACGCCGCAAGGACGAACAAAGAGCGGGCGGUCCACCGUCUUGACAAAUUCGGAGACAACUCUUCCUUCAGUGCUGCAGUGUACGAGUUUAAGAGCAAGUCAAUUAUCAAGCGUCUUCUUUGGGGAUUGAUUGUAAUUUUAGCAAUUGCAGGGUUUUGUUACAUCACUGCUCAGAGUAUCAACAUGCUGAUCGAAGAGCCGAUAUCUACCUCUAUUACUGAAAUGAGGCAGAGGGAGUUAGAGUUUCCUGCUGUGACCGUGUGCAGUCUGAGUUUCCUUGACACAACUGUCCUAAAAGAUUUCUCGAAUGAGCAGUACAAUAACGAAGACUUAGCCAAUCGAUUAGCAAAUUUAUUUGCUGCUGGUGGACCUCCAAAUGUACCUCCGUUGACAGAAUGCAUUUCAAUUGCGAAUGAGAUAACCAGCAACACUGGUUUUGACAUCGGCUUUGGAAAUCUUAUUUUGGAUGUUGCAAAAAAUGAUCCUAUUGGCUUAAUCGAACAGUGUUCUUUUCAAGGAAAUAAUUGCACUAACGACUUAGAAAUAGUUAACACAAUAAGUGGUGUCUGCUUUACGUUCAAUGGGCUGAAGAAAACUGCAAAGCCUCAUAAGGUCCAAGGGACAGGUGUGCUGAACGGUCUUAGGCUUCAAAUCCGAAACGGAGAUCAAGAAUUUAGCCUGAAUAGUAACUAUGGUUUCAAUGUCAUUGUUCACAAUCGUGAUGAGCCACCAAGACCAGAAAGUGAAGGCGUGGUGGUUGGACUCGGAAGCAGCCUCAAUGUUGGAAUGCAACAGGUGACUUCAGCCGUCAAAACACAAUUUUACUCCGGCCAAGAUUGUGUAACAAAUUUAGAUAAUCCCUCUAACAACUUAACAUUCUCAGAAUACUCAUCGUACUCUCGCUCUCUUUGCUUGAACGAUUGCUUUUAUACGCACAUUGCGAAUGAAUGCCAAUGUGUGGAGAAAAAAUUUUACACACCUGUUCGGAGUCCUUACACUGAAAUGAAGGAUUGUGGUUCAACAGACAUAUGCUGUGAAGUCUACACAUUUGAGACAUUCAAAGACAGCUGCAACUGCCCACUGAAGUGUGAAACAAUUGAUCGUACUCUCACAACAAGCAGUGCAACACAUUCAUUGAAUAAUGGACCCAACGCUGGAUCAAUGGUCGGUAUAAAUGUCUACUACGAGAGCCUUGUAACUGAAGUACGUGAGACAACAGAUUCGUACACUCCUUGGAGCCUGAUCUCUGAUAUUGGAGGCAACACAGGACUGUUCCUGGGCUUCACUCUGCUGACGAUGGGGGAGGUGCUGCUGUUGGUGCUUGGAUUGUGCACUGACUGCUGCUGCUUCUCUUGCAAGAAACGAUGGAAUCGUAAACAGCUGACAGUCUGAAAGACAAACAAUAAUCUGACUCAUUAUCAUAAUUAUAGCUUACAAUAGUUUAGAACACGAGCCUAUAUAUAUAGCUGUAUAGCCAUCAAAAGAUAUUGAUCUUCUACAAUACUGUUAUUUCCUUUUAUGCUGUGAAUAUAAUUGCAUUAGAACAUG
Halichondria panicea is the source of this 1798-nucleotide messenger RNA. RefSeq names its product acid-sensing ion channel 4-B-like. The coding region runs from base 182 to 1642 and encodes 486 amino acids. Gene Ontology annotation, biological process: sodium ion transmembrane transport. The record is from RefSeq and is a predicted model, not a curated record. Gene Ontology annotation, molecular function: ligand-gated sodium channel activity. NCBI's taxonomy places the organism in Eukaryota, Metazoa, Porifera, Demospongiae, Suberitida, Halichondriidae. The transcript has a single exon. Gene Ontology annotation, cellular component: plasma membrane.